Molecule: messenger RNA, 5363 nt
Organism: Achroia grisella
Lineage: Eukaryota; Metazoa; Arthropoda; Insecta; Lepidoptera; Pyralidae
Product: multidrug resistance protein homolog 49-like
Exons: 25
Coding region: 216-4241 (1341 amino acids)
Biological process (GO): transmembrane transport
Cellular component (GO): membrane
Molecular function (GO): ATP hydrolysis activity; ATP binding; ABC-type transporter activity
Source: RefSeq, a predicted model, not a curated record
ACCACCCAGUCUGGCGCCAAUAGCUGUGCAGGGUUGACGUACCUACUCAUAAUAUCCGCAACCGCCCCUAUAGAAAUAUUACCGCGUGUCCCAUGCAUUUCAAUAUUAUAACGUGGCUCUAUGCAGACAAUAAUUGUUGAGGGUGAUUGUGAACACACGAAGUGCUCAUAUAACUUGGAUAUUUUUCACAAAAUAUUCGAGCGGGUGAUCCGAGAAUGAAACGCGAUGAAUCCUUAAAAAGCGUCACCAAGUUCACGUCGGGGCGUCGCCUGAGUGAGACACGGCCGGCGCUCACGCUCGGUUGGCGACAGAAUUCACUUACUAUAAGCACACUUGCCCAGCAAUCCGCUUAUUUAGCUGAGAAAGCUUUCAGAGAUAGAGAAAGCGCAGAGGAAAAACUCCAAGCAGCUCCAGUUUCUUGGUUUAAAUUAUUCAGGUUUGCGAAGACAUGGGAGCUGCUACUGCUACUUAUAGGCAUCAUUCUAGCCUCAGUGAACGGCUUGUUUGUGCCAAUCGGCGUCAUAAUAUACGGAGAAUUCACAGCGCUACUAAUAGAACGGACAGUGAUGACGGGUACUUCAGCUGCCACUCUAACCAUAUCUCUUUUCGGCGGUGGCAGGAUACUAACAAACGCAAGUGCGGAGGAGAACAGACUGGCGUUGAUUGAAGACUCACAAGCGUUCGGCAUUGGAUGCUUUGUAUUCUCGGUAUUGCAGUUCGUCGUGGGUGCAAUCAGCGUUGAUCUCUUCAACUUUGCCGCACUUAGACAGAUUGAGAGAGUGAAACAAAGAUUCCUGCAAUCAGUGCUUCGUCAAGACAUCACUUGGUAUGAUCUGAACACGACAAUGAAUUUUGCUACCAAGGUUUCCGAUGAUGUAGAGAAGUAUCGUGAAGGUAUAGGUGAGAAGGUCCCCAUGUUAGUAUACCUGGUUAUGUCGUUUGUAACUGCCGUUAUUAUUUCGUUCUGCUAUGGCUGGGAGCUCACCCUGAUCAUCCUGUCAUGUGCGCCUGUCAUUAUUGCCACCACAGCUGUCGUUGCUAAGAUUCAGGCGUCUUUAACAAGUCAAGAACUAUCAGCAUACAGUGUGGCGGGUGUCGUUGCCGAAGAAGUGUUGUCAGCAAUAAGAACAGUUGUUGCAUUUGGUGGAGAAAAAAAAGAAAUUGCACGCUAUAGCGCACGAUUAGAUCCAGCCAAGAAAAUGGGGACCAAAAAGGGAAUAUGGUCGGGACUAGGCAGUGGUGUUAUGUGGUUCAUCAUAUACUGCACUUAUUCAUUGGCCUUUUGGUAUGGUGUCGGCCUCAUCUUAGAGAGCAGACAAGAAGCAAAACCCGUCUAUACGCCUGCUGUGCUAAUGAUUAUAUUCUUCAGCGUCCUGCAAGGCGCACAAAAUGUAGGACUGACGUCCCCUCACAUGGAAGCUAUAACAAGUGCCCGAGCGUCUGCUGGGGCUAUAUUCUCUGUUCUAGAUAGGAAACCCGUUAUAGAUAGUCUCUCCAACGAAGGAGAUAAGCCGGAACUCACAGGAGACCUGGAAUUAAAGGACGUUUACUUCAAAUACCCGGCUAGGCCAGAUGUACAGGUUUUAAAUGGAAUCAAUUUGAAAUUAAACCGAAAUGAAACGGUUGCGUUAGUGGGCUCGAGUGGUUGUGGCAAGUCGACCGUAUUGCAGCUGUUGCAGCGCAUGUACGAUCCCGAAACGGGAUCCGUGACUGCAUCAGGAAAUGACUUAAGGAACAUCAAUGUUAGACACUUACGAAACCAUAUAGCCGUGGUCGGCCAGGAACCAGUACUAUUUGCUGGUACAAUAAAGGACAAUAUUAGAAUGAGUAACCCAUCUUGUACAGAUGAAGAAAUAAUUGUCGCUGCUAAACAGGCAUAUUGUCAUAAAUUUAUCCAAAAAUUACCCGAGGGCUACGACACAUUAAUCGGCGAACGUGGUGCCCAACUGUCAGGUGGACAGAAGCAGCGUAUCGCCAUCGCACGGGCUCUUGUCCGGAGGCCCAAGAUCUUACUGCUAGACGAGGCCACUUCAGCUCUAGACUCGCACAGUGAAGCGAAGGUUCAAAGAGCGUUAGACGCAGCCGCUCAUGGAAGAACCACUGUCAUGGUGAGCCACAGGCUAGCUACAGUUCUGAAUGCAAACCGCAUUAUAUUCAUCGAUAAAGGAGAAGUGGUGGAAGAAGGUACACAUGAAGAGUUAAUCCAACAAAAAGGCAGAUAUUAUCACUUGGUUCUGGAGAACGAACCCAGCAUGGCACCGCAAUCCGCUAAUAAUAACGUAACAAAACAUACUGCAAAUGGAGAAUUGGAAAAAGAUGCUAAACUUCACCGUCCGAAAUUACAAAAGUUGGCUUCAGUGGAAUCCAUAAUGAGUACCAUGACAGAUGGGGAUUCUGACUCUGAGGACAGUUUGGUUUUGGAAGACGACAAACAACAAGAAUUGAAGCCAACUACAUGGGAAAUAAUGAAAUUGUGUGAGCCAGAGAAGUAUUGGAUGGUGGUUGGUGUAUUGGCCGCUUUUGCUGUCGGAUCAAGCUUUCCUAUGUUCGCGGUGCUGUUCGGCGAAACAUUUGGCUUAUUAGAAAGCAAAGAUGAUAACUGGGUGCGUGGCGAGACAAAUUUCAUUGCCAUUUUGUUCCUAAUAGUGGGUGUAAUGACUGGAGUCGGCAUUUUCUUCCAAAUAUUCAUAUUCAAUUUAACUGGCGUAAGGCUGACAGCUAGGCUCAGAGUGGCAGCCUUUGAAACGAUGUUGAAACAAGAAAUAGGAUGGUUCGACGACCCACUUAAUGGAAUCGGUGCUCUGUGUUCUCGACUAGCAGCUGACGCAGCUGCUGUCCAAGGUGCUACAGGCUCCCGUAUCGGUGCACUGAUGCAAGCGACAGCCACCAUUGCCAUUGGUAUAACAUUGUCCAUGUACUAUACGUGGCAGAUGACACUAGUAUCACUAGUAUCUGUGCCUAUGGUCAUUGUGGCUGUACUCCUGGAAGGCAGGGUGCUCUCAGCGGGGAUGGAUAGUGUCAGAGAAUCGUCAAAUAAAGCAACAACCAUCGCCACCGAAGCCAUUACCAAUAUUAGGACGGUGUCCGCAUUUUGUGGUGAAGAUGGAGUUCUAAGUCGAUACCAGAAGGCAGGCAUAGAGGCUCGUAACAAAGCUAUUAAGAGUAUGAGGUGGCGUGGAUCAGUGUUUUCAUUUGGACAGACAGCCCCCGUCGCCGGUUACGCCCUCUCCCUCUGGUACGGGGGUGUACUCGUCGCUAACAAGCAAGUACAUUAUAAGGACGUCAUCAAAGUAUCAGAGGCUCUGAUAUUCGGCGCAUGGAUGAUGGGCCAAGCUCUGGCGUUCGCUCCGAACUUCGGCGCAGCUGUGAGCGCAGCGGGCCGCGUGAUGACGCUACUUCAGCGACGUCCGCUCGUCGAGAGCACUCAUGCGCCCGCUAUAGCAGAGAACUAUGUUGCCGACGGUAAGAUUCAGUACAAAAACAUAAAAUUCCGUUAUCCUACAAGGAGAGAAGUGGAAGUACUUCGUGGGCUUUCGUUAUCGAUACCAAGUGGAAAGCGAGUCGCUUUAGUGGGACCAAGUGGCUGCGGCAAAUCCACCCUCAUACAACUGUUGCAAAGGCUUUACGAUCCUGAUGAUGGCAAUGUGUACUUGGACGACUACAGCAUCACAAAUGACAUGCGACUCACAACUCUACGUAAGAAUCUGGGUAUAGUGUCACAAGAGCCGGUAUUAUUUGAUCGGACGAUAGCAGAAAACAUAGCCUACGGUGACAAUACUAGGGUAGUCACUAUUGAAGAGAUCGUUACGGCAGCUAAGGCUGCUAAUGUACAUUCAUUCAUAUCGGCAUUACCGACGGGCUACGAUACAAGAAUUGGGGCGCGUGCAUCUCAACUGUCUGGCGGACAGAAGCAGAGAAUUGCCAUUGCACGGGCACUGGUGCGGAAUCCUCGAGUUUUGCUAUUGGAUGAAGCCACGUCCGCCUUAGAUACACAUAGUGAAAAGAUAGUACAAGAAGCCCUGGACCGUGCUAGCGAAGGUCGAACAUGUCUGAUCAUCGCCCACCGCCUGGCGACCAUACAGAACGCCGACAUGAUUUGCGUCCUUGACCGCGGUGUGGUGGCCGAGACCGGAACCCACGACCAGCUCAUAGCCAGCAAGGGGAUAUACGCCAAACUGUAUGAACUUCAGUGUGGAUUCGUGGAGGAAAGUGAUGAGAAUUUAGAAACUGCGGCUGCUUAAUUUGAGAAUUUGUGGGCAUGUAUUUAUGGUCUAUAUCUGUUUGUUUGCAUAUUGGUAAAAUCAAAAUCUAUGAGGCUUUGUAAGUAUACCAUGGAUUUGGAAAGAUGGAAUCGCAAAAAAAUCUCAUAAGGUCUUAUUUUGUAACAAGAUACAAAACUCAAUUAUCACUUAUAUGAAUAUGAAAUUAAAGAAUGAUUUUAAAAUCAUUCUUUAAUUUCACAUUCAUAUAUAUAUUCAUAAGUGAUAAUACAUAUAUAUUACAGUCAAUUGCGGCAUUAGGGCCGCAAUUCACUCCAUUAUAUUUAAAAAAAUAAAAUAUGUACCUAAAGUUUUGUCAAACAACGUAAUUAACAUUGCUAUUAAAUGGUUUCAUUCAUGCACACUAAAAUUAUAUACAAACUGGUACCUAACAACAUUUAUCAGACUUUAAAAAUCAUGGCUAAGGUGAGAUUAUUUCGUGCGUAUGCCUAUCGUCGAGUUGCUGAAAAUUAUAUUAUACUUGUAUGUAAACAUAUGUGUUAAAUUAAAUAAACUAGUCAUCGUAGAGACUGCCAAAUUCUUUCAAAUAGAUACUAUAUUCUAAGUAUAAAAAAUAAGUAUGUGCGUUGAAAUCUAUUUAUAAUUUAGUACCUUAAUAGAAUAGAAUCCAAACAUUCCCUUUUAUUCCUGAACCCGGAACAUUCCCACGAAUACUAAAAUAUUAGUUUAAAAACCUAACAUAAUUUAUUUCAAUUUAUUAAUCCAUUAAUCCUACUGUAGUUCUAAUUUAAUGUUACUCAAUGUACAAAGACAUAUUUUUUGCAUCAAGUGUGCCUUCGAUUGUUACAAUAUUGUAUUAUAUCUAAUAAGAAAGUAUGUAUUUAUUGUCACAUGUUAUACAGUGGCAUAUAACAUAAUAUUGUUAAUCUUAUUCAAUUUUACUUCAGUAUUCUGCAAGCAUCUUCUUAGCAUUUUCUAGCGGUAGGUAAAGAAAAUCUAUAAGUACCUAACUUUAUUAUGGAUUUCCAAAGUGUGCUCAAUUAAAACAACCAAAUUGUUAUUUUUAUAUCGUUAUAUAUGAACGCGUGUUAAUUCCUGAAUUAUAAAAACAUAUUUAAAAAGUUGUAUAGAGUAUAUUAAUAU